UCUGACUCUGUUGCGUCCCAGAGAGAGAGACAGUAAGACGUUCACCUGCAGAGUUUAUAACAGGAAUGGAGACGAACUGAUGAAGAAAGACAUCUGGCUAAAGUUCAAAGUCCCAGAACAGGUGGUGGUGGAAUCAGGGGUGGAGUCUGUCCUGCUGCCCUGGACAAUCACAGAGAGGCUGGAUGGAGACGUUAAGGUGGAGUGGAAGGACGGAUACAACAGGACGGUCCAUGUGUAUCAGAACGGUUCUGAUCAGCCUGGAGAACAGAACCAGAUCUACAGAACCAGAACCAAGAUGGAUAAAAACCUGCUGAAGAAUAAAAACCUCAGUCUGACUCUGAAAUGUCCCACAUUUAGAGACACAGGAAGAUACACCUGCAGAGUUUAUAACAGAAACAGAGACGAACUGAUGAGGAAACAAGUUAGUUUGAAGGUCGAAGGGAGAUUCCAGGUCCAACCAGAGACACCAGGACCAGAGGACACCAGGACCAGGAGCAACUCUAUUGAUCUGCCUCUAAUGGGUGAUCAAUCAGUCUGA
Messenger RNA from Poeciliopsis prolifica (blackstripe livebearer), 538 nucleotides. Its product is annotated as myelin-oligodendrocyte glycoprotein-like. Gene Ontology annotation, cellular component: external side of plasma membrane. The transcript has 3 exons. Gene Ontology annotation, biological process: cellular response to lipopolysaccharide; negative regulation of T cell proliferation; T cell costimulation. NCBI's taxonomy places the organism in Eukaryota, Metazoa, Chordata, Actinopteri, Cyprinodontiformes, Poeciliidae. Bases 80 to 538 code for a protein of 152 amino acids. The record is from RefSeq and is a predicted model, not a curated record.